CUGCUUGAGAAGUUCAAAGGCUUCAAAAUGCUUCCCGGAGAAUCAUUUGAUAUGUUGGAUGAAAGAUUCCACAAAAUCUUGAAUGAUCUUGCCUCACUUAACCACGUUCUUUCUCCCAAAGAAAAGAAUGUAAGGUUGCUGAGAUCUCUUCCAACUGAGUGGUACACCAAAGCCACAGCCAUGGAAGAAGGAAGAAACCUGGAAAAUUACACUGUCCAAGGUCUCCUUGAUGAGCUCAGAACCUAUGAGCACGAGCUGAAGAAGAAGAAGGAAGAACAAGUCACUCCCUUCCCCACGGCACUGAUGACAACUCCAAGAGUCCCAUCAAGUGAAGGGACAUGCCCAAGAAGCUGUGACACACCUCCCUCCAGCCACCCGUCAAGCUCAAAAAUGGAGAACUACGAUGAGGAAUUUGCCAUGAUGGUCAAGCAAUUCCGGAAGUUCAAGAAGUUCUUCAAGAAGGUUGACUCAGUCAGAAGGCCAACCAAGGGAAAGCCACAAUUCAAAAAGAUGAUGGUAGAUUUUGAGGAAAUAAAUCUCAAACAUUCCUCCUUAACAGAGGAGAACAAACUAUUGAGUGAAGAGAAUCUCAAGUUGACUGAAGGUCGGAAAAGUCAACUGAAUGAGAUCACUCAACUCAAAACUGAAAAUGAAUCUCUCUCUGAAAAGGUAAAAUCCCUUAACAAAGAGCUAGGGAUACUUAAGUCCAAAGGAGCAGUGGAUAAGCUUCUUGAAACGACCAAACAUAAGGGUCGUGAAGGACUUGGGUUGGACCCCUCCAGUCCCAAAAGAAAAGGGAGAACAACUUUCAUCCCUCCUAAACCUACUGCCAAAUCAAAUAAGCAGAAAGGAAAGGAAAAGGAGAAACCAACAGAAGUUCCCAAAAAGGAAGCCGCUAAGUACCCAGGUGUCUGGUACUUAGAUAGUGGCUGUUCAAGACACAUGAUGGGUGAUGCGAGCCUUUUGAGCAAUCUAAUUCCCUAUGAUGGUCCAAGAGUUACUUUUGGAGGAAGCAAUGAUUUUGGCCUAACCAAAGGGCUAGGAAAUCUGGUGUACAAGGGACUAACCAUCCAAGCUAUAUCUUAUGUUGAAGGUCUCAAUUAUAACCUUCUUAGCAUAAGUCAGUUUUGUGAUAAAAGUUACUCCUUGGAAUUCUGCAAGGACAUGGCAUCUCUCAAGAACAUCUCCACAAAUGAAGUCAUUCUCACUGGGAAGAGAAUCAGAAACAUCUAUGAAGUGAUGUGGGACAAUGUCAAGGAAGCAUGUCUAAUCAGCAAAGACAAGGAUGAAGGAGUCAAUGAAGGAGAUAGAAUGAAGCCUACGGAGUUCAUUCCAUUCAGAAGUCUGCCUCUGAAGACUUCACAGAGGAAUCUGGAUUUGGACAGUGCUGAGCUCUCCGGAAAUCUUGGCCAGCCUUCCAAUAUUCCGGAUAUCUCAAACGGCGACAAUUCCGGAAAUGGCGACGCAGUGCCAACCUAUCCGGAAACACCAACAACCUCUGUUCUUCAACCAGAAGCUGAACUUCUAGUUGAUGUUCCUGAUUCUCUUCCCAGUGAGAAUGACAUCAUUUGUGGAGAUGUUCUUGAGAGAUGCCAUGUCCUUGCAGAAUUCCAAGGAGUAACCUUUAUCACAAAACUGACUUAUGCUAAGAAGGUUAUAGUUGAGACGUUCUACAUAAGAUACAGCUUGGAUGGUUAGUCCCUUGUACACCAGAUUUCCUAGCCCUUUAGUAAGGCCGAAAUCAUUGCUUCCUCCAAAAGUAACUCUUGGACCAUCAUAGGGAAUUAGAUUGCUCAAAAGGCUCGCAUCACCCGUCAUGUGUCUUGAACAGCCACUGUCUAAGUACCAGACACCUGGGUACUUAGCAGCUUCCUGCAUUAGGAGGAGGAAGAUUUUGGUACCCAAUUAAGUUUGGGUCCAGAG
Molecule: messenger RNA, 1923 nt
Organism: Cuscuta campestris
Lineage: Eukaryota; Viridiplantae; Streptophyta; Magnoliopsida; Solanales; Convolvulaceae
Source: the annotation of a GenBank genome assembly